AUGCCGUGGACCACUGACAGUUCAUCAUUCUUGUCGCCAUCUUCAUCAUCACUGAACCUAAUCAACAAGAUGCAGAACGCCAACAACAAUGCUAACCUACCUUCGUCCCAGAUGUCUGGUGGGUCUCGUGUUCCUCGUCUGAUUAGUGCAUCGAAUGUCAACAUGAAUAAGGGUGCACAACUCGGCAGUCCGCCAUUGUUGAUGUCUCCCACGUCUCUUAUUGAGCACCAAUCGAAUCUUCUCGGUCAUCAACAACCAUUCCUGUCUCCCAGAUCAGCCAUCAGACCCGCAAGCCAGAUCAACACUUCUCCGACAGCACUGAACAUGAAUUCCGGAAAUGUCAGCCAGUUGCCUCCACAUCUUUUAUCUCACCAACAAAAACAGCAAUUGAUUCAGCAGCAACUUCAACAGCAGCAGCAGCAACAACAACAACUACAACAACAACAGCAACAACAACAAUUACAACAACAACAAUUGCAGCAACAACAAUUACAACAACAACAAUUACAACAACAGCACUUGCAGCAGCAACAAUUACAGCAACAACAAUUAAAGCAGCAACAACUACAGCAACAACAACUUCAAUAUCAGAGGCAGUUGCACCAGCAAAAAAUACAUCAAAUACAAAUGCAGUUGCAGCAACAAAGUCAAUUGCAACAACAAAGUCAACAAUUAAACAUGUCGAAUGUCUUGUCACAUAUGAAAGAUAUCAAUAAAGACAAAAAUAAUUAA
Molecule: messenger RNA, 732 nt
Organism: Helobdella robusta
Lineage: Eukaryota; Metazoa; Annelida; Clitellata; Rhynchobdellida; Glossiphoniidae
Exons: 4
Coding region: 1-732 (243 amino acids)
Source: RefSeq, a predicted model, not a curated record